AUGACACCAAACACAACAGAAUACGACGAGGAUGAUGAAUUAUACGAAGUGAUGCACCUCGUUGAGGAGCUUAGUGCCGAGCUCGCAAAAGGUCGUGAGAACAUGAGCUCACUUUUGGAAGAGCUCAAUGAUUUAAAGCUACGCUGUGCUCAAUAUACAAGUCCUUUGAUACGUGCAAACUUUAGACUUCCCAACCUUCCGUCAGAUACCGACCCUCCAAAAGUCUUCAAUACCCGCCUUACCCUCGAACAUGAAUCUUUACUAUCGGAAAAUGCAUAUCUCUCUUCUACUGUCAAAGAAUACGAGACAACUCUUCAAUACCUUAUGAGCAAAUUUCGUCUACAUUCUUAUCGCAUUCAACAGAACAAACUCGAUUUACAACGGGAACAUGAAAACCUCAUCUUGGCUGAACGUGUUAAACGUGAUCAAUUGGAGAAGGAAAAUGCGCUAUUACAAGCAAAGAUAGUCAGCGUUGCCGAGAUUUUGAGAAAAGCAGUUGGUUAUCAAAAUGACCCGGAAACAAUUGCACUCGUGAAAAGCUUGUUGAUCGAGAAUGAGGUAUUGAGAGAAUUGACUAAUGUUGCGAGAAUGGAAGUCAGAGAGAAGGAUGCGAGCAGAGACGAGAAACAGAAGAUGGAGCAAGGGAAUGAGCAACGAAACGAGCAGGAGAGCGAGAAGAAUCAUGAAUUACUGUUUCCUAAUCCACCGAGCGACUGA
Molecule: messenger RNA, 717 nt
Organism: Paraglomus brasilianum
Lineage: Eukaryota; Fungi; Glomeromycota; Glomeromycetes; Paraglomerales; Paraglomeraceae
Source: the annotation of a GenBank genome assembly